CCAGGACCAUGGACUUGGCAGCAGACCGGGCUCCUGGCCGCCCCUGGCAUCCCCUGCGUAGUUUGUCCGUGUUUCAGCUCCUCCGGGGCUUUUGGCUGUUACUGCUGCUUCCUGGCCCCAGCCGGGGCCGCGGGGCCGCGCCGCUGUUCCACGUGCUGGAAGAGCAACCUCCGGGCACUCUGGUCGGCACCAUCCAGACGCGCCCCGGCUUCACCUACCGGCUCAGCGAAAGCCACGCCCUGUUUGCCAUCAACAGCAGCACGGGCGCCCUGUACACCACCGCCACCAUCGAUCGUGAGAGCCUGCCCAGCGACGUGAUCAACCUGGUGGUCCUGUCCAGCUCCCCCACCUACCCCACUGAGGUGCGAGUGCUGGUGCGGGACCUCAACGACAACGCCCCUGUCUUCCCGGACCCGUCCAUCGUGGUCACUUUCAAGGAGGACAGCAGCAGCGGGCGCCAGGUCAUCCUAGACACCGCCACCGACUCGGACAUUGGCUCCAACGGGGUGGACCACCGCUCCUACCGCAUCAUCCGGGGCAACGAGGCGGGCCGCUUCCGCCUGGACAUCACCCUGAACCCGAGCGGCGAAGGCGCCUUCCUGCAUUUGGUGUCCAAGGGCGGGCUGGACCGCGAGGUCACGCCGCAGUACCAGCUCCUGGUGGAAGUGGAGGACAAGGGCGAGCCGAAGCGGCGGGGCUACCUCCAGGUAAACGUGACCGUGCAGGACAUUAAUGACAACCCCCCGGUUUUUGGCAGUUCCCACUACCAGGCGGGGGUGCCCGAGGACGCGGUUGUGGGCUCCAGCGUCCUCCAGGUGGCGGCGGCGGACGCGGACGAGGGCACCAACGCAGACAUCCGCUACCGGCUGCAGGACGAGGGGACCCCCUUCCAAAUGGACCCGGAGACGGGACUCAUCACGGUGCGGGAGCCCCUGGACUUCGAGGCUCGGCGCCAGUACUCGCUCACGGUGCAGGCGAUGGACCGAGGCGUGCCUUCGCUCACCGGGCGCGCGGAGGCGCUGAUCCAGCUGCUGGACGUGAACGACAAUGACCCGGUAGUGAAGUUCCGCUACUUCCCCGCCACCUCGCGCUACGCCUCGGUGGACGAGAACGCGCAGGUGGGCACCGUGGUGGCUCUGCUCACCGUGACUGACGCGGAUUCCCCCGCGGCCAACGGGAACAUCUCGGUGCAGAUUCUUGGGGGCAAUGAGCAGCGCCACUUCGAAGUGCAGAGCAGCAAAGUGCCCAACCUGAGCCUGAUCAAGGUGGCCAGCGCCCUGGACCGCGAGCGCAUCCCAUCCUACAACCUCACGGUUUCCGUCUCUGAUAACUAUGGGGCGCCCCCUGCCGCGGCGGUCCGGGCGCGCUCCUCUGUAGCAAGCCUGGUGAUUUUCGUCAAUGACAUCAAUGACCAUCCUCCUGUCUUUGCGCAGCAAGUGUACCGAGUGAACCUGAGCGAGGAGGCGCCCCCGGGGAGCUACGUGUGUGGGGUCUCUGCCACCGAUGGCGACUCUGGUCUCAAUGCCAACCUGCGGUACAGCAUCGUCUCUGGCAACGGCCUGGGGUGGUUCCACAUCAGUGAGCACAGCGGCCUGGUGACCACGGGGGCUGCUGGGGGCCUGGACCGUGAACUGGCUUCCCAGAUUGUGCUGAAUAUCAGUGCCCGGGACCAGGGGGUUCAUCCCAAGGUUUCCUAUGCCCAGCUUGUAGUAACUCUCCUGGAUGUGAAUGAUGAGAAGCCAGUGUUUAGCCAGCCCGAGGGGUAUAAUGUGUCUGUGGUUGAAAAUUCCCCAACAGGGACAGAACUACUGGUGCUCCGGGCAACUGAUGGGGACCUGGGUGACAAUGGGACCGUGCGUUUCUCCCUACAAGAGGCUGAGGCUGACCAGAGGUCCUUCCGCCUGGAUCCUGUGUCGGGGAGGUUGAGCACUAUCUCCUCCUUGGACAGAGAAGAGCAAGCCUUCUACUCCCUGCUGGUUCUGGCCACAGACCUGGGCUCCCCUCCUCAGUCCUCAGUGGCUCGCAUCAAUGUGAGUCUUCUAGAUGUGAAUGACAACAGCCCUGUGUUCUACCCGGUCCAGUACUUUGCUCAUAUUCAGGAAAAUGAACCUGGAGGUAGCUACAUCACCACGGUGUCUGCCACUGACCCAGAUUUGGGUCCCAAUGGGACUGUCAAAUACAGCCUAUCAGCUGGGGACAGGUCUCGCUUUCAGGUCAAUGCUCAGAGUGGGGUUAUUUCUACAAAAAUGGCCCUAGACAGAGAAGAGAAAACUGCUUACCAGUUGCAAAUUGUGGCUACCGAUGGUGGGAACUUACAGUCUCCCAAUCAGGCAAUAGUCACCAUCACUGUUUUGGACACUCAAGACAACCCACCUGUAUUCAGCCAGGCUGCCUACAGCUUUGUGGUCUUUGAAAACGUGGCUCUGGGAUAUCACGUGGGUAGUGUGUCUGCCUCCAGCAUGGAUCUCAAUUCCAACAUCAGUUAUCUCAUUACGACUGGGGACCAGAAAGGUAUGUUUGCUAUCAACCAGGUCACUGGGCAGCUGACCACCGCGAGUGUGAUUGACAGAGAAGAGCAAUCCUUUUAUCAGCUGAAAGUGGUGGCCAGUGGGGGCACAGUGGCUGGGGACACCGUGGUUAACAUAACAGUGAAGGAUCUGAAUGACAACUCGCCCCAUUUCUUGCAGGCAGUGGAGAGUGUCAAUGUGGUGGAGAACUGGCAGGCAGGGCACAGCAUUUUCCAAGCCAAAGCUGUGGACCCCGAUGAAGGUGUCAAUGGCAUGGUACUUUAUAGUCUGAGGCAAAACCCCAAGAACCUGUUUGCUAUCAAUGAAAAGAAUGGUAAUAUCAGUCUGCUAGGGCCUCUGGAUGUUCACGUGGGCUCCUACCAGAUAGAAAUCUUGGCGUCUGAUAUGGGCGUCCCCCAGCGCUCCUCCAGUGUCAUCCUAACGGUUUAUGUACAUGAUGUAAACGACAACCCACCAGUGUUUGACCAGCUCUCUUAUGAGGUCACCCUUUCCGAGUCAGAACCUGUGAAUUCUCGAUUCUUUCAAGUGCAAGCUUCUGAUAAGGAUUCAGGAGCAAAUGGUGAAAUUUCGUACACCAUUGCAGAAGGGAAUACAGGGGAUGCCUUUGGCAUAUUCCCAGAUGGUCAAUUGUAUAUAAAAAGUGAACUGGACCGUGAACUUCAAGACAGAUAUGUUUUAGUAGUUGUUGCUUCCGACAGAGCAGUGGAGCCCCUGAGUGCUACUGUGAAUGUUACUGUAAUUCUAGAAGAUGUCAAUGACAACAGACCUCUUUUUAACAGCACCAAUUACACAUUUUACUUCGAAGAGGAGCAGAGAGCGGGAUCCUUUGUGGGCAAAGUAAAUGCUAUAGAUAAAGACUUUGGGCCUAAUGGAGAAGUGAGGUAUUCUUUCGAAAUGGUGCAGCCAGAUUUUGAGCUGCAUGCUGUCAGUGGGGAGAUCACUAAUACCCAUCAGUUUGACAGGGAGUCCCUUAUGAGGCGGCGAGGGACUGCAGUGUUUAGUUUUACAGUCAUCGCAACAGAUCAGGGCCUCCCUCAGCCCCUCAAGGAUCAGGCCACUGUGCAUGUUUACAUGAAGGAUAUAAAUGACAAUGCUCCCAAGUUCUUAAAGGACUUUUACCAAGCUACAAUCUCAGAGUCAGCAGCCAACUUGACACAAGUUUUAAGAGUCUCUGCCUCAGAUGUGGAUGAAGGUAGUAAUGGACUUAUUCAUUAUUCUGUAAUAAAGGGAAAUGAAGAAAGACAGUUUGCUAUAGACAGUAACUCUGGCCAGGUGACGCUGAUUGGCACAUUAGACUACGAAGCAACACCUGCCUAUUCCCUGGUUAUUCAAGCAGUGGAUUCAGGGACCGUCUCCCUCAAUUCCACCUGUACCCUAAGCAUUGAUAUUUUAGAUGAAAAUGACAAUACUCCUUCUUUCCCCAAAUCAACACUAUUUGUUGAUGUUUUGGAAAACAUGAGAAUUGGGGAACUUGUGUCUUCUGUUACUGCCACUGAUUCUGAUUCAGGUGACAAUGCUGACUUACAGUAUAGCAUCACUGGGACUAACAACCACGGAACAUUUAGCAUUAGCCCAAACACUGGGAGCAUCUUCCUUGCCAAAAAAUUGGACUUUGAGACACAGUCUUUGUACAAAUUAAAUAUAACAGCGAAAGAUAAAGGAAGACCCCCUCGUUCAUCCACGAUGUCAGUGGUUAUACAUGUGAGGGAUUUUAAUGACAAUCCCCCUAGCUUUCCUCCUGGAGAUAUUUUCAAGUCCAUCGUUGAGAACAUUCCCAUUGGGACGUCUGUCAUUUCAGUGACCGCACACGACCCGGAUGCAGAUAUUAAUGGUCAGCUCUCCUACACAAUCAUUCAACAGAUGCCAAGGGGCAACCACUUUGGCAUUGACCAAGUGAAGGGAACUAUAUAUACCAAUGCUGAAAUAGACCGGGAAUUUGCCAAUCUUUUUGAAUUAACUGUCAAAGCCAAUGAUCAAGCUGUGCCGAUAGAAACUAGAAGGUAUGCUUUGAAAAAUGUGACCAUUUUGGUUACAGACCUCAAUGACAACGUCCCGAUGUUCAUAUCUCAAAACGCCCUGGCUGCAGACCCCUCCGCUGUGAUUGGUUCCAUUCUGACAACAAUUAUGGCCGCUGACCCGGAUGAAGGGGCCAACGGAGAGGUGGAGUAUGAGAUCGUCAAUGGGGACACAGACACCUUCAUCAUGGAUCGGUAUAGUGGUGACUUGAGAGUGGCUUCAGCCCUGGUGCCUUCCCAGCUGAUCUACAACCUCAUCGUUUCAGCCACAGACCUUGGCCCUGAGAGGAGGAAAUCCACCACCGAAUUGACCAUCAUUCUUCAGGGCCUUGAUGGACCCGUUUUCACUCAACCCAAAUACAUCACCAUUUUGAAGGAAGGGGAACCCAUCGGCACCAAUGUCAUAUCAAUAGAAGCAGCUAGCCCCAGAGGAUCGGAAGCCCCCGUGGAGUACUACAUUGUGUCCGUCCGCUGUGAAGAGAAGACUGUGGGACGUCUCUUUACCAUCGGCCGGCAUUCGGGCAUCAUUCAGACUGCAGCCAUUCUGGACCGGGAGCAAGGAGCAUGUCUUUACCUGGUGGAUGUGUAUGCCAUCGAAAAAUCAACUGCUUUUCCCAGAACGCAGAGAGCAGAGGUAGAAAUAACACUUCAGGAUAUCAAUGACAACCCACCAGUAUUUCCAACGGAUAUGCUGGAUCUCACUGUGGAGGAAAACAUUGGCGAUGGCUCUAAGAUUAUGCAGCUGACAGCCAUGGAUGCUGAUGAGGGUGCAAAUGCUCUAGUCACAUAUACUAUCAUUAGUGGAGCUGACGAUAGUUUCCGCAUUGACCCUGAAUCCGGAGACCUAAUAGCUACCAAGAGGUUGGACAGGGAACGUCGUUCCAAGUAUUCGUUGCUGGUUCGUGCUGAUGAUGGUCUUCAGUCUUCUGACAUGAGAAUUAAUAUCACCGUCAGUGAUGUGAACGACCACACACCCAAGUUCUCUAGACCUGUGUACUCUUUCGACAUCCCAGAAGAUACAACCCCUGGUUCUUUGGUCGCAGCAAUUUUAGCUACAGAUGAUGACUCCGGUGUGAAUGGAGAAAUUACAUAUAUUGUGAAUGAAGAUGAUGAAGAUGGCAUCUUUUUCCUGAAUCCAGUUACUGGAGUCUUUAAUUUAACUCGAGUCUUAGAUUACGAAGCCCAGCAAUAUUAUAUCCUCACUGUUCGAGCAGAAGAUGGCGGGGGCCAAUUUACUACCAUCAGAGUUUAUUUCAACAUACUAGACGUAAACGAUAACCCACCUGUUUUUAGCUUGAAUUCAUAUAGCACAUCUUUAAUGGAAAAUCUACCUCUGGGAUCUACUGUCCUUGUGUUUAAUGUUACUGAUGCGGAUGAUGGCAUCAACUCCCAGUUGGCUUAUAGCAUUGCUUCAGGUGAUAGCCUGGAGCAGUUUACAGUUGACCAGAAGGGCGUACUCAAAGUCCUAAAAGCUUUGGAUCGGGAAAGUCAGUCCUUCUACAACCUGGUUGUUCAAGUUCAUGACCUGCCACAGCUUCCGGCGUCCAGAUUCACUAGCACGGCUCAAGUCUCCAUCAUCUUGCUGGAUGUAAAUGAUAACCCACCGACUUUUCUCUCCCCGAAAUUGACAUACAUUCCAGAAAACACACCUAUUGAUACAGUUGUUUUCAAAGCUCAAGCAACGGACCCAGACAGUGGCCCAAACAGCUACAUUGAGUACACCCUGCUGAGCUACCCCCUGCUGACCCCUUUGGGAAACAAGUUCAGUAUCGGGACCAUUGAUGGGGAAGUGAGGCUCACUGGAGAACUGGACAGAGAAGAGGUCUCUACGUACAGCUUAACAGUGGUGGCUACGGACAAAGGCCAGCCAGCUCUCUCUUCAUCCACAGAGGUUGUAGUUAGGGUUCUUGACAUCAACGAUAACAACCCAGUUUUUGCUCAGGCUUUGUAUAAAGUGGAGAUUAAUGAAAAUACACUUACUGGAACAGAUAUAAUACAGGUUCUUGCAGCUGAUGGAGAUGAAGGUACAAACGGACAGGUUCGCUAUGGCAUCGUUGAGGGCAAUGCCAAUCAGGAAUUUCGGAUUGACUCUGUCACGGGCACUAUCACUGUGGCUAAGCCUUUGGAUAGAGAGAAGACCCCUACUUACCUCUUAACUGUUCAGGCAACGGAUCGGGGCAGCACCCCCAGAACUGACACCUCUACUGUCAGCAUUGUUCUACUGGAUAUUAAUGAUUUUGUCCCCAUCUUUGAGCUCUCUCCGUAUUCAGUAACUGUUCCUGAGAAUUUAGAGACCCUGCCCAAAACCAUUCUUCAGGUUGUGGCAAGAGAUGAUGACCAAGGUUCUAACAGCAAACUCUCCUAUGUUCUACUUGGUGGAAAUGAAGACAACGCCUUUAUCCUCUCAGCCAACGGAGAACUUAGUGUCACACAGAGUCUGGACCGAGAGACAAAGGAGCGCUUUGUCUUGGUGAUUACAGCUACAGAUUCAGGAACCCCUACCUUAACUGGAACUGGAACAAUCAAUGUCAUAGUAUAUGAUGUCAAUGACAAUGUCCCCACUUUUGCCAGUAAGAUGUAUUUCACAACGAUUCCUGAAGAUGCACCAACUGGAACAGACGUUUUAUUGGUAAAUGCCUCUGAUGCUGAUGCUUCAACUAAUGCAGUUAUAAGUUAUAGCAUCAUGGGUGGAAACGCUCAGUUCACCAUCAACCCAUCCACAGGACAAAUCAUCACCAGCGCAUUGCUAGACAGGGAAACGAAAGACAAUUACACGUUAGUCGUGGUCUCCAGUGACGCUGGAUCCCCGGAGCCUCUUUCCAGUUCCACCAGCGUGCUCAUCACUGUGACCGAUGUCAAUGACAAUCCCCCGAGAUUUCAGCAUCACCCAUAUGUCACGCACAUCCCAUCUCCUACUCUUGCAGGUUCCUUUGUCUUCGCAGUUACAGUCACAGAUGCUGACAUCGGACCCAAUUCUGAACUGCAUUAUUCUCUUUCGGGUAGACACUCUGAAAAAUUUCACAUUGACCCACUGAGGGGAGCUAUCAUGGCAGCUGAACCACUCAACGGAGCUUCGGAAGUGACGUUUUCUGUCCACGUAAAAGAUGGUGGCUCGUUCCCAAAGACUGAUUCCACCACGGUGACAGUUAGAUUUGUGAACAAAGCCGAUUUCCCCAAAGUGAGAGCCAAAGAGCAAACAUUCAUGUUCCCUGAAAACCAACCAGUAGGCACUCUUGUCACUACCGUUAUAGGGUCCUCCUUGAGAGGAGACCCUUUGUCCUAUUACAUCGCAAGUGGGAAUCUUGGUAGUACUUUCCAAAUCGAUCAGUUAACGGGGAAGAUAUCCAUUAGUCAACCUCUGGAUUUUGAAAAGAUACAGAAAUAUGUUGUAUGGAUAGAGGCCAGAGAUGGUGGGUUCCCUCCUUUCUCUUCUUAUGAGAAACUUGACAUAACGGUAUUAGAUGUCAAUGAUAACUCCCCGAUUUUUAAGGAAGAUCCAUUUAUCUCUGAAAUAUUAGAAAACCUUUCUCCUCGAAAAAUCCUGACUGUUUCAGCCAUGGACAAGGACAGUGGACCCAAUGGACAGUUAGAUUAUGAAAUUAUUCAUGGCAAUAAAGAAAAUAGUUUCAGCAUCAAUCAUGCUACUGGUGAAAUUCGAAGCAUUCGACCUUUAGACAGGGAAAAAGUAUCUCAUUAUGUGCUUACUGUCAGAUCUUCUGACAAAGGGUCUCCUUCUCAGAGCACCUCAGUAAAAGUCAUCAUUAACAUUUUAGAUGAAAAUGAUAAUGCCCCUAGGUUUUCUCAAAUAUUUAGUGCCCAUGUUCCUGAAAAUUUCCCCUUAGGAUACACGGUUACACGUGUCACAACUUCUGAUGAAGACAUUGGUGUGAAUGCCAUUAGUAGAUAUUCUAUAAUGGACACAAGUCUUCCAUUUACAAUUAAUCCCAGCACAGGUGAUAUCAUCAUUAGUCGACCGUUAGACAGGGAAGAUACGGACCGUUAUAGAAUCCGAGUGUCUGCGCAUGAUUCUGGGUGGACUGUAAGUACAGAUGUCACAAUAUUUGUGACAGAUGUCAAUGACAAUGCUCCAAGAUUUAGCAGACCCUCCUAUUAUUUAGAUUGCCCUGAACUUACUGAGAUUGGCUCCAAAGUGACUCAGGUAUCUGCCACAGAUCCCGAUGAGGGUUCAAAUGGACAAGUAUUUUAUUUUAUAAAAUCCCAGUCUGAGUAUUUCAGAAUCAAUGCCACCACUGGGGAGAUUUUCAAUAAGCAGGUCUUAAGAUACCAAAACGUCAGUGGGUUCAGUAAUGUGAACAUCAACAGGCACAGUUUUGUAGUGACCUCUUCAGAUCGAGGCAAUCCUUCCUUACUUAGUGAGACCACAGUUACCAUCAACACAGUGGACAGUAAUGACAACGCACCUCAAUUCUCUCAAGUCAAAUACUUCACUCCUGUCACCAAAAAUGUUAAGGUUGGCACGAAGUUAAUCAAAGUUACCGCCAUAGAUGAUAAAGAUUUUGGACUGAAUUCUGAAGUGGAAUAUUUCCUCUCUAGUGAAGAUCAUUUGGGCAAAUUUAAAUUAGACAAUGCGACCGGUUGGAUUUCGGUAGCAUCUUCCCUGAUUUCGGACUUGAAUCAAAACUUUUUGAUCAUAGUCACUGCAAAGGAUAAAGGGAACCCUCCACUUUCUUCCCAAGCCACUGUGCAAAUAACAGUCACUGAGGAAAACUACCACACACCGGAAUUCUCUCAAAGCCACAUGAGCGCUACUAUCCCUGAGAGCCAUAGCAUUGGGGCCAUCGUCAGAACGGUUUCUGCAAGAGACAGAGAUGCAGCUAUGAAUGGCUUGAUUAGGUACAGCAUUUCUUCAGGCAACGAAGAUGGCAUUUUUGCAAUCAACUCCUCCACGGGGGUAUUGACACUAGCCAAAGCCCUCGAUUACGAGCUGUGCCAGAAGCAUGAAAUGAUCAUUAGCGCUACUGAUGGAGGCUGGGUUGCAAGAACCGGGUACUGCAGUGUGACCAUAAAUGUGAUUGACGUGAAUGACAAUUCUCCAGUAUUCCUCCCUGACGAAUAUUUCCCUACGGUUUUGGAAAAUGCUCCUAGUGGGACAACCGUUAUCAACCUCAACGCCACCGAUGCCGACUCCGGGACAAAUGCCGUGAUUGCAUAUACGGUCCAGUCAUCUGACAGUGACCUCUUCGUCAUUGACCCUAACACAGGAGUGAUAACCACUCAAGGCUUCUUGGAUUUCGAAACCAAGCAGAGCUACCAUCUUACUGUGAAAGCCUUCAAUGUCCCUGAUGAAGAAAGAUGUAGCUUUGCCACCAUUAAUAUACAGUUAAAAGGGACAAACGAAUAUGUGCCUCGUUUUGUGUCCAAGCUUUACUACUUUGAAAUCUCAGAAGCAGCCCCCAAAGGCACUGUUGUCGGGGAAGUGUUUGCCAGUGACCGUGACUUGGGCACUGAUGGCGAGGUGCACUAUUUGAUUUUUGGUAGCAGUCGAAAGAAGGGUUUCCAGAUCAAUAAGAAGACUGGACAGAUUUACGUGUCUGGACUUCUUGAUAGAGAAAAAGAGGAAAGGGUGUCUCUGAAGGUAUUGGCCAAGAAUUCGGGCAGCAUCCGAGGUGCGGAUAUAGAUGAAGUCACUGUCAAUGUCACCGUGCUGGAUGCCAACGACCCCCCUGUUUUCAGUCUCAGCAUCUACAGCGUUCAGAUCAGCGAAGGGGUCCCGGUAGGAACUCACGUGACCUUUGUCAGUGCCUUCGACUCAGACUCCGUCCCCAGCUGGAGCAGGUUCUCUUACUUCAUCGGGUCAGGAAAUGAAAACGGUGCCUUUUCCAUUAACCCGCAGACAGGACAGAUCACCGUGACUGCAGAAUUAGAUCGCGAAACCCUCCCCAUCUACAAUCUCACGGUUUUGGCUGUUGAUUCUGGCACCCCCUCAGCUACAGGAAGUGCCUCCUUAUUAGUCACCCUGGAAGAUAUAAACGAUAACGGGCCCGUGUUGACCAUCAGUGAAGGAGAAGUGAUGGAAAACAAGCGCCCCGGAACUCUGGUGAUGACCCUUCAGUCCACGGAUCCUGAUCUCCCCCCGAAUCAAGGCCCCUUUACGUAUUACCUGCUCAGCACCGGUCCUGCCACCAAUUAUUUCAGUCUGAACACGGCUGGAGUCCUGAGCACCACCAGAGAGAUCGACAGGGAGCAGAUUGCAGACUUCUACCUGUCCGUGGUCACUAGGGAUUCCGGUGUCCCCCAGAUGUCUUCUACAGGAACCGUGCACAUCAGAGUCAUAGACCAAAAUGACAAUCCUUCCCAGUCUCGCACGGUGGAGAUAUUUGUUAAUUAUUACGGAAACUUGUUUCCGGGUGGGAUUCUAGGCUCUGUGAAGCCACAGGACCCGGAUGUACUAGACAGCUUCCAUUGCUCCCUUACUUCGGGGGUUACAAGCCUCUUCAGCAUCCCAGCGGGCACCUGCGACCUGCAGGCCCAGCCCAGGUCCACAGAUGGUACGUUUGACCUGACCGUCCUCAGCAGCGACGGGGUCCACAGCACGGUCACCAGCAGCAUCCGGGUUUUCUUUGCUGGAUUUUCCAAUGCGACAGUGGAUAGCAGCAUCGUCCUGCGCCUCGGUGUCCCCACAGUGAAGGACUUCUUGACCAACCACUACCUUCACUUCCUGCGCAUUGCCAGCUCACAGCUGACCGGUCUGGGCACGGCGGUGCAGCUCUACGGCGCCUACGAAGAGAACAAUCGGACUUUUCUGCUGGCGGCUGUGAAGCGAAGCAAUAAUCAGUACGUGAAUCCCAGUGGGGUGGCCACCUUCUUUGAAAGCAUCAAAGAGAUCCUCCUCCGGCAGAGCGGAGUGAGGGUGGAAUCUGUGGAUCACGACGCCUGUGCUCGCGGCCCGUGUCAGAACGGAGGCAGCUGCGUCCGGCGCCUGGCGGUGAGCUCCGCAGUCAGGAGCCAGGAGAGCCUGCCCGUCAUCCUGGUGGCCAACGAGCCCCUGCAGCCUUUUUUCUGCAAGUGUCUGCCGGGCUAUGCCGGGAGCUGGUGUGAGGUCGAUAUAGACGAGUGCCUGCCUUCCCCCUGCCACAAUGGUGGCACCUGUCACAACCUAGUGGGAGGCUUUUCGUGCAGCUGCCCAGAGGGCUUCACUGGGCGGGCCUGUGAGAGGGACAUCAACGAGUGUCUGCCCAGCCCUUGCAAGAACGGUGCCGUCUGCCAGAAUUUCCCAGGGAGCUUCAACUGUGUUUGCAAAACUGGAUACACAGGGAAAAUGUGUGAAUCUUCUGUCAAUUACUGUGAAUGCAACCCCUGCUUCAAUGGUGGUUCCUGCCAAAGUGGUGUGGAUACAUAUUACUGUCAUUGUCCAUUUGGUGUCUUUGGAAAACACUGUGAGUUGAACAGUUAUGGAUUUGAGGAGUUAUCAUACAUGGAAUUUCCCAGUUUGGACCCCAAUAACAACUAUAUUUAUGUCAAAUUUGCAACUAUCAAAAGUCACGCUUUAUUGCUUUACAACUAUGACAACCAGACAGGGGACCAGGCUGAGUUUUUGGCCCUUGAAAUAGCAGAAGAAAGAUUAAGAUUCUCUUAUAAUUUGGGUAGUGGAACUUACAAACUCACCACCAUGAAGAAGGUGUCAGAUGGACAUUUUCACACUGUGAUUGCCCGGAGAGCAGGAAAUGGUAAGCUAGCAGCUUCUUUAACUGUGGACUCCUGUUCUGAGAACCAAGAACCAGGAUAUUGCACUGUUAGCAAUGUGGCAGUUUCUGAUGAUUGGACUCUUGAUGUUCAACCAAAUCGAGUCACAGUUGGUGGUAUCCGAUUGCUAGAACCAAUUCUUCAGAGGAGAGGGCACGUGGAAAGCCAUGAUUUUGUUGGGUGUAUAAUGGAGUUCGCAGUCAAUGGAAGGCCUCUGGAACCCAGCCAAGCCUUAGCGGCACAAGGCAUCCUAGAUCAAUGCCCUAGACUGGAAGGUGCUUGUACCCGCAGCCCCUGCCAACAUGGCGGCACAUGCGUGGAUUACUGGUCCUGGCAGCAAUGCCAUUGCAAGGAGGGACUGACUGGGAAAUACUGUGAAAAAUCUAUUACUCCUGACACUGCCUUAUCCUUGGAAGGCAAAGGGCGCUUGGACUACCACAUGAGUCAGAGUGAGAAGCGGGAGUAUUUGUUAAGACAAAGUAUUCGAGGUGCCAUGUUGGAGCCUUUUGGUGUGAACAGUCUGGAAAUAAAAUUCAGGACAAGAAGCGAGAAUGGCAUUUUAAUCCAUAUCCAAGAGAGCAGCAAUUACACUACUGUGAAGAUUAAGAAUGGCAAGGUACAUUUUACGUCAGACGCAGGAAUCGCUGGGAAAGUGGAAAGAAAUAUUCCGGAAGUGUAUGUUGCAGAUGGCCACUGGCAUACUUUCCUGAUUGGGAAAAACAGAACAGCCACGGUGUUGUCCAUUGACAGGAUAUUUAACAGAGAUAUAAUCCACCCUACUCAGGAUUUUGGUGGCCUUGACGUGCUUACUAUUUCUCUUGGAGGAAUUCCACCCAAUCAAGCUCAUCGUGAUACUCAAACAGGGUUCGACGGCUGCAUUGCUUCCAUGCUGUAUGGUGGAGAGAGCCUGCCUUUCAGCGGGAAGCACAGCCUGGCCUCCAUCUCGAAAACAGAUCCGUCAGUGAAGAUCGGCUGUCGGGGCCCGAACAUCUGUGCCAGCAACCCGUGCUGGGGUGACUUGCUGUGCAUUAACCAGUGGUAUGCCUACAAGUGCGUUCCUCCCGGAGACUGUGCCUCCCACCCAUGCCAGAACGGGGGCAGCUGCGAGCCAGGUCUGCACUCUGGCUUCACCUGCAGCUGUCCGGAGUCGCACACGGGGAGGACCUGUGAGACCGUGGUGGCCUGUCUUGGCAUCCUCUGUCCUCAGGGGAAGGUGUGCAAAGCUGGAAGUCCUGGGAGCCAUGUCUGCGUUCUGAGUCAGGGCCCUGAAGAGCUCUCGCUGCCCCUGUGGGCAGUGCCCGCCAUUGUGGGCAGCUGUGCCACCGUCCUGGCCCUCCUGGUCUUGAGCCUGAUUCUGUGUAAUCAGUGCAGGGGGAAGAAGGGCAAAAACCCCAAAGAGGAGAAGAAACCGAAGGAGAAGAAGAAAAAGGGAAGUGAGAACGUCGCCUUCGACGAUCCAGACAACAUCCCCCCCUAUGGGGAUGACAUGACGGUGAGGAAGCAGCCCGAAGGGAACCCCAAGCCAGAUAUCAUUGAAAGGGAAAACCCCUACCUCAUCUACGAUGAGACGGACAUCCCUCACAACUCCGAGACUGUCCCCAGCGCGCCGCUGGCUUCGCCGGAGCAGGAGAUAGAGCACUACGACAUCGACAACGCCAGCAGCAUAGCGCCGUCCGAUGCCGACAUCAUCCAGCACUACAAACAGUUCCGCAGCCACACCCCCAAGUUCUCCAUCCAGAGGCACAGCCCCCUGGGCUUCGCGAGGCAGUCCCCCAUGCCCUUGGGAGCAAGCAGUUUGACUUACCAGUCUUCAUAUGGCCAAGGGCUAAGAACCAGCUCUCUAAGCCACUCGGCCUGCCCCACUCCCAACCCCCUGUCUCGACACAGCCCGGCCCCCUUCUCCAAAUCUUCCACUUUCUACAGGAACAGCCCAGCCCGGGAGCUGCAUCUUCCCAUAAGGGAUGGAAACACCUUGGAAAUGCAUGGUGACCCCUGCCAGCCUGGCAUUUUCAACUACGCCACCAGGCUGGGAAGGAGAAGCAAGAGCCCUCAGGCCAUGGUGUCACAUGGGUCUAGACCCGGGAGUCGCCUCAAGCAGCCCAUAGGGCAGAUUCCUCUGGAAUCUUCUCCUCCAGUUGGGCUGUCAAUUGAAGAGGUGGAGAGGCUGAACACCCCUCGCCCUCGAAACCCAAGUAUCUGCAGUGCAGACCAUGGGAGGUCGUCCUCAGAGGAGGACUGUAGGAGACCACUGUCUAGAACCAGGAACCCUGCGGAUGGCAUUCCGGCUCCAGAAUCUUCUUCCGAUAGUGACUCCCAUGAGUCCUUCACUUGCUCAGAAAUGGAAUAUGACAGGGAAAAGCCAAUGGCUUACACUUCCAGGAUGCCCAAGUUAUCACAAGUCAAUGAGUCUGAUGCAGACGACGAAGAUAAUUAUGGAGCCAGACUGAAGCCUAGAAGGUACCACGGCCGCAGGGCUGAGGGGGGACCUGCGGGCACCCCGGCAGCAGCGCCAGGGGUUGCUGACAGUACACUCCCCCUCAAGCUUGGGCAGCAAGCAGGGAAUUUCAACUGGGACAACCUUUUGAACUGGGGUCCUGGCUUUGGCCAUUAUGUAGAUGUUUUUAAAGAUUUGGCAUCUCUCCCAGAGAAAACAGCAGCAUCAAAUGAAGAAGGCAAGGGGGGGACAGCCAAGCCAGCCCCCAAAGAUGGGGAAGCAGAACAGUACGUGUGAAGUGUAAGUUCUGGCCUUACACAAACCAAGACCGCUCCGACGAUGGUGAGGUUGCAGAUGAGGUGGGGGAGUCACAUUUGAAAACUAGGCCAGUAUGGACUGGUGGUUGAGGGAAACUACAAAUAAUAACCACGAUGCUGCUGACACAGACUCAAAACAAGUCUUUAAUUUAAGUCUGCUUGGUUGAGUUAUUUUCCUGCAUGCAUUGUAUUUGGUAACUAGUAACAUGGCAUGCAGCAUUUGGGAAGGUUUUCUUAUUUACUAGUGUUUGAUUUGUGAUUUUUGAAAUGAAUACCAUUCCCGUUGCAGAAAUGAACUUGUGUGCUUUCUUUCACAGUUGGAUAUGCAUACUGUUUCCAUUGUGUUAUUAUAACUGUGUUUUCCAUUGCAAGAUCCUUGAGGUUUAACAGAUCCUUUUAAAGUGUAGAGAAGAACUCUCCCCUCCUUGAAUGAAAGGCAAAGAAUGAACACUUUUCAGAAUGCUAGAUUCCACAGUUCCUUGUUACUCAGAAAUGUCUGGGUGUUUGUUUCAGUUUUACAUGACAGUGGGUACUAGAAUGAAGUCAUUUUGUUCAGCACUUUAAAGCUUGCUUAUAAAACCGCGUUAAAACUUCUGAAUCUUUUGUGAACGAUGAUGGUUUCCUACCUUUUCGUAAGGCUUCCAUUAGGGAGAAAAUGAUGACAUGUUGUUCCCUGAACACUGCCACCUUUCUACUGCAGAAGCAUGUUCUCAGCCACACAUUUCUCAGAGACACUUCUAGAAGUUAUUUAUUGAAAAAAAAAAAAAAGUUCUAUGCUUUGACCAGUGUGAAGAAUCCACCUAAGGAAAAGCCUUCUGGGACUUAUUUUUCAACCAUUCAACAUUUAUCCCAAGUACCCAAUUUUUAUAAUUUAUAUAAAGUCAAAUUUCAACACUCCUUACUUUGUGUCAUUUUGUAGAUCAUCUUUCUUAAUACUGUGUAAAAACUUUUUCUUUUCUUUUCCUUUUUUUUUUUUUUUACACCUAAGCUGUGUUUUUGAUACUGAUAUUUUCCUAUGCUGAAUGGUUUUCUUACUUUCAGGGAAGGUAAGAAAAUACUUUUUUUACAUUUGUUACUUAUGUAACGUUCAUAUUUUUCACAUUUUGAUAUUUGUAACAUACUGUAUGCUUUCUACUUGUAAAU
Messenger RNA from Tupaia belangeri chinensis (Chinese tree shrew), 16141 nucleotides. It is a transcript of the gene FAT4, whose product is annotated as FAT atypical cadherin 4. The record is from RefSeq and is a predicted model, not a curated record. Gene Ontology annotation, cellular component: plasma membrane. Bases 9 to 14978 code for a protein of 4989 amino acids. The transcript has 19 exons. Gene Ontology annotation, molecular function: calcium ion binding. NCBI's taxonomy places the organism in Eukaryota, Metazoa, Chordata, Mammalia, Scandentia, Tupaiidae. Gene Ontology annotation, biological process: homophilic cell-cell adhesion.